GCUGCUUGAAUAAAGAACAUGCCGUCAAACCGGUUUGUGAUGUCAUGUGUUCCUUCCCUGGUUGAUACGUGUAUUUAGCAAGAAGCAGACAAGAUUCUGAAGUUUAAGGGACAAAGAGCAGAAGAGGAUUUAUGGGUCUCAUUCAUUCAUCUAAACGUUCACAGGUCAUCCUGAUGGGUUUGGACUCUGCGGGAAAGACCACUUUGCUGACUCGACUGCUGACCGGACAGGUGAUGAUGGACACGUCACCAACCGUUGGAUUCAAUGUCGGAUCGUUCGAUGUGGACAAGAGGACGUCUCUGACAGUUUGGGAUGUGGGAGGUCAAAAAAGCAUGAGGCCCAACUGGAGGUUCUACCUGGAUGACUGCAAGGCGCUGGUCUUUAUGGUUGACAGCAGCGAUCCCAGUCGGAUGCCCGAGGCCCAGAAGGCAUUGAAGAUGGUGUUGAGUGAAGAAAGGCUACGAGAUGUUCCGUUGAUGGUUCUCGCUAACAAGGUGGACCAGCCUGGCGCCAUGACUGUACAAGAGAUCUCCCACCGAUUGGGACUGUCCAACUAUCCGCACCUGCGAUGGGAGAUUCAAGCAUGCAGCGCGCUGAAAGGAAUCGGACUGCGUCAGGCCUUUACGUCCGUCGCCAAGCUCAUAAAGAAGAUUUAACUUGAAGGCGUGAGGAGUAAGAGGAGGAGAAUACAUGAAGAAUGAAGAAUGUGAAGAAGUGUGAUAGGGUCAAAGGGCGUGUUUUUGAAUGUAGUUGAGAAAUGCAUAUAUAUACAAUCUCCAACUAAUUAGAACCGGAACAGUUGUGUAUUCGAGUCGCAUUCUUUCUUUCAUCACAUCAGACACAGGACAUUGCGUGACAUACUUUUAUUUAUCUGUGUUUGUGAGGUACAAUUAAUGCGUAUUCUUUGGUCGUAGAAGUUCUUUUUACAAAAACGAAAGCAAUUGCCGUGUUGCAUUUGUGAAAGCCGUCAGAGCCGGUCCGUUCUAUACAUUUUCAAACCGGUUGAUCGUAGUGAGUUGACUUUUUGCGUCGUUCGGCAGCAGCUAGCUUGCUAAGCCAUCAAGCGGUUAGCAUGUGAAGCUAAAACAACAAACCCUGUUAUAGUUCUUGAGUUUUGCGUUGGUUAGACAAAGGCAACAUAUUGCUAAGCCAUUGAACAGUUAGCUCAAACCGGUUGAUCAUAGUGAGUUGACUUUUUGCGUCGUUCGGCAGCAGCUACGUUGCUAAGCCAUCGAGCGGUUAGCAUGCGAAGCUAAAACAACAAACCCUGUUAUAGUUCUUGAGUUUUGCGUUGGUUAGAGAAAGGCAACAUAUUGCUAAGCCAUUGAACAGUUAGCAUGCGAAGCUAAAACAACAAACAGGCUUACGUUUGUUGAGAAAUGCUUUUCUUGCUAGCUAAACAUGGAAUGUGCUCAUAUUAAGUUCGGCUAAACCUUU
Messenger RNA from Hippocampus zosterae (dwarf seahorse), 1437 nucleotides. RefSeq names its product ADP-ribosylation factor-like 11 (gene arl11). Gene Ontology annotation, molecular function: GTPase activity; GTP binding. Bases 132 to 656 code for a protein of 174 amino acids. The record is from RefSeq and is a predicted model, not a curated record. Gene Ontology annotation, cellular component: cytoplasm. NCBI's taxonomy places the organism in Eukaryota, Metazoa, Chordata, Actinopteri, Syngnathiformes, Syngnathidae. The transcript has 5 exons. Gene Ontology annotation, biological process: vesicle-mediated transport; intracellular protein transport.